Choloepus didactylus (southern two-toed sloth) is the source of this 3506-nucleotide messenger RNA. RefSeq names its product adhesion G protein-coupled receptor F3 (gene ADGRF3). Gene Ontology annotation, cellular component: membrane. Gene Ontology annotation, molecular function: G protein-coupled receptor activity. The transcript is spliced from 14 exons. Gene Ontology annotation, biological process: cell surface receptor signaling pathway; G protein-coupled receptor signaling pathway. Bases 1 to 2958 code for a protein of 985 amino acids. Lineage: Eukaryota; Metazoa; Chordata; Mammalia; Pilosa; Megalonychidae. The record is from RefSeq and is a predicted model, not a curated record.
AUGGUCUGCUUGGGUGCCCCGCUGCUGCUCCUGGCCAUGACUCUGGGGUCACCAGCUGUCCAAUCUGGACAGAGUCAGGCUAGUGGGGAGUCUGGGCACCAACUAGACAGAGAGACUGGAGCAGCAGAGUCAGUCCUGGUCUCCGUCUACAUACAUCUGGACUUUUCAAACAAGAUCUGGCCACCAGCACUCUCUGGAACCCUGACUCUCCCCACUGCCUCUGCUUCCUCUUCCUCAAGAACUCUUACAGGCCUCAACCUCACGACAGAGUGUAAUGCCAACCAAGAUGGGCAUGUCUACUGUGAGUGCCUCUCUGGGUACCAGUGGAAUGCCAGCAUCUGCUCACAUCACCGUCCCUGCCGACCCACCCCCAGCCACCAGCCUUGUAGCUGUCUUGUCUUCAGCCAUCCUGAGCCUGGGUACUGCCAGUUGCUGCCACCUGUCCCUGGGACCCUGAGCCUGAACUGGCUGCAGAUCCCUGGCAACACACUGAACCUGACCCUGCUCGUGAGCCAUGAGGUCACCCAUCUGAGCUGGUUCCUGUGGCGUACAGGGAGCCCCCAACCCAUCAUCCUGCAGCCGGGGACACAGGUGUCCCUCUCCUCUAGCCUGGGCCAGGCUGCCCUCAGCAUCCUCAACAUGUCCCAGCCCUGGGCAGGUGAGUACAGUUGCUCCUUUGAGGCCCAAGGCUUCAGGUGGUCACUGCACCAGGAGGUGAGGGUGCCCUUGCAGGUGACAGACGUGGCUCGACUUCCAGAUCAGCUCUCCAUCUCCUGCACCACCUCCCCUGGCUUCCAGCUGAGCUGCUGCCUCCCCGAGAGCACACACCUGGCCUACACUGCUUCCUGGAGCCCCGGGGAGGGCAGCCACGCCUCCGUAUUCAGCGUGUCUGGUUCCCACUGCUUCGUGCUGGCAACUCGGAGCUGUCCCCCAGGGGAUACCACAUAUACCUGUGAGCUGCAGAGCCCGGAACUGGCCCCUCUCAGGAUCCCCAUCUCCGUCACCAUCAUCCAGGAUGGAGACAUCACCUGCCCUGAGGACCACUCAGCUGUUGCCUGGAAUGUCACCAAGGCCGGCCACGUGGCACAGGCCCCAUGUCCCAUAAACAGAAUGGGAGUGGUAACGAGGCCCUGCGGGCCCAAUGGUGUUUGGGGGCCCACCCACAGCAGCUGCACAGACACAGGGCUCCUGGCUGGGCUUCAGAGAACCCAGCUGCUGCAGGCAGGCCAGGGCUGGCCAGCUGAUGAGGUACCCUGGAUCCUGGCCCAGCUGCCAGGGCAGGUGGCAAGGGUGAGCUCAGCCUCCGACCUGUUGGCACUGCUGGAUACUGUGAGGUUCCUGGCCGAGGUGGUGACAGAGGCCAGAAUGCAGCUUGACCGCAGUGCCCUACAGAACCUCCUGAGAACCAUAGACAAGGUUCUAGACUUGGACACCAGUUCUUUGUGGAUGCCAGCCUGCUCCCAGGAGCCCAUGACAGCCUCAGCUCUCCUGCUGGCUGUGGAGAACCUGACCCGCACCCUGCGCCCACAGGAUCACCCCUUCUCCUUCAGCUCUUCCAAUGUGCAGCUGCAGACCCAGCUCCUCAGCCCCACGUUUCCUGGUGACUACAGAAUCUCCCUCUCCACCCAGCCCCGACUGCAGGUACAUAUUCCCAGGUAUUCACUGGCCCCGCUGGUCCAUCAUGGAACUGACGUGCAUAUUACCAGCCUGUUGCUGUGCAAAAUGGACCACCUUCUACCCUCCAACUACGGACCGGGGCUGGGAGGCUCCCUGUAUGCCACUCCUGGCCUGGUCCUCUCCAUCACCAUGAUGGUAGGUGGUCAGCCCUUUAACCAGGGACAAGUCACCAUGGACUUUGGGGCCAGAGAGGGCACCCCCCACUGUGUUUUCUGGGACCACGACCUCUUCCAAGGCAGUGGGGGCUGGUCGGAUGAAGGGUGCCAGGCCCAGAAAGGCAGGGCCCGCCCCUCCGUUCACUGUCUCUGUGGGCAUCUCACUGCCUUCUCUGUCCUCAUGUCACGACAUCCUGCUCCAGACAGCCUUAGCCUGGAGCUGCUGAGCCAGGUGGGCUUGGGGGCCUCCAUCCUGGCCCUGCUUGUGUGCCUGGGCGUGUACAGCCUGGUUUGGAGAGUUGUGAUACGGAACAAAGUCGCCUACUUCCGCCACCUGGCCCUGAUCAACAUGGUGCUCUGCCUGCUGGCCGCAGACACCUGCUUCCUGGGAGCCCCACUGCUUCCUCCAGGGCCCCACAGCCCCCUCUGCCUGGCUGCUGCCUUCCUCUGCCACUUCCUCUACCUGGCCUCCUUUUGCUGGAUGCUGGCGCAGGCCCUGGUGUUGGCUCACCAGCUGUUCUUUGUCUUCCAUCAGCUAUCCAAGCACCGGGUACUCCCCCUGAUGGUGCUCCUCGGCUACCUGUGCCCACUGGGAUUUGCGGGUGUCACCUUGGGCCUCUACCUACCCCAGGGGCAGUACCUGGGGGAGGGAGCCUGCUGGCUGAAUGGCAAGGGAGGGGCGCUCUACUCCUUCGUGGGGCCAGUGCUGGCCAUCGUGGGGGUGAAUGGGCUGGUACUAACCGUAGUUGUGCUGAAGUUGCUGAGACCGUCACUGUCAGAAGGGCCCCAGGUGGAGAAGCUCCAAGCCCUUCUCGGGGUUUUCAAAGCCUUGCUCUUUCUCACGCCUGUCUUCGGCCUCACCUGGGGGCUGGGCCUGGCCACUCUGUUAGAGGAAGUCUCCGUGGUCCCUCACUACGUCUUCACCAUUCUCAACUCCUCCCAGGGUGUCUUCAUCUUACUGUUUGGUUGCCUCACAGACAAGAAGGUCCGAGAGGCUUUGCUCAGACGCUUCCGCCGCACCCUACCCCCCAACUCCGCCAUCUCCCUGGCCACAAAUGAAACCUCUGUCUUGGAACACAGCAAACAAAGAAGUGAAAAUGCCAGUUACGAAGAAAAGACAACUUAAUUGACAGGAACUGUGAUUUUCCAGACACUGGAGGCAAAGUUUGUUUCUUGUCCAAGUCUAGGAAAAAGUGAAGUUAAUAUGUUCCUCUUUAAUCUUAAAAAAUAUAUUAAAAUAAAAUGUAAGUUUUGUAGCCAUAUGCCUGUAUACAGAGGCUCUGAUAUGAACACAUUCGCAAGAAUGUGUUUUAAAAUUCCAAAGCAGAGAGAAAUGUACCACGGACUGCCAAGGAUUAAGGGAAAAGUUUUCAAACACCAAAAAUUAAAAGCAACAGGAUCAAGCUAGGACUAACUAUAAAGAAUACAGACUUAAGGAAAGCCUAUAGAGGACACCAAGAUGUCUGGCUGAAUUAACUCAUGGAAUUCCAAAGAAGAGAUGACAGGAUUGUGAAAAUUUUUAAACAAAAUAAAUGAAAAGUUCUCAUGAAGCAGUCUGUUAAAAAUUCUUUGAUACUUUUUAUAAAAUGGAAUGGGGAAAUUUUCUGUUAAAAUAAAACUGAAUAUGCUACCACAUACCAUUGAAAAUAUAUUUUUACAAACAUCAUACCUUCA